CCCCUCCCCCUGACAUCAGAGGAGGCAGAGGCGCUCCUUCGCCCCGGUCCAAACUCCGCUUACAAAGCCCGACAUUAUAUCUGUCAGAGAGGAGACCUGCAUGGACAAACCCGGCACUAAUAUCCAUGUUUUCGUGCGUUUCACGGCGAUGACGGAUUCCAGAGGCUUAACGCACCUCCAAUUACCAAAGAAGGGGCUAUUAAGCUAAUUAUUUGUUAGGAAAAGAGUACGAAAGGAGAAGGGGAAGUGCAUGUUACUCGGUGGGCUUCAUUUCCGCGGUGCUGCAGAGCAGGAGCUGGAUGACAUGAUGCUGCAGAGUCCACUCACCUCCACUCCGUUUUCUGUCAAGGAUAUCCUGAAGCUGGAGCAGCAGCAGCAGCAGCAGCAGCAGCAGCAGCAGCAGCAGUCCGGGUCCUUGGAGCUCCAGCACCGGGCCCACACCCAGCAGCAGCAGUUAACCGGGUCUCCUGCUCAGCAGCAGCAUUUCCAAACCCCGCCAUCCUGCAUGCUCGCUGGGGGUCGGGACAGUCCUUCCUUCUCGGACGGAGAAGACAACCUGGCCUACCUCAGCGCGCUGGCGGUGCGGGAGGAGGACCGAGGGGAGACCAACCUGUCCCCGGACAUGUACGUCCACCCCGGCCUGCAGGGAGCCAAGCUGGAGGCCGCCGAGCAGGAGGAGCAGGAGAGCAAGAGCUGUGGUUUGGUGUCCCGGCAGGAGGCUGCGGAGGGCGGGCAGGGCGACUCGGAGCGGCCGCUGCAGAAGCAGAGGAGCCGGCGGAGACCCAGAGUGCUCUUCUCCCAGGCGCAGGUCUUCGAGCUGGAGAGGCGCUUCAAGCAGCAGCGAUACCUGUCCGCCCCUGAGCGGGAGCACCUGGCGACCUCCCUCAAACUCACCUCGAACCAGGUGAAGAUCUGGUUCCAGAACCGCCGCUACAAGUGCAAACGGCAGCGGCAGGACAAGUCUCUGGAGGCGGCAGGGCAGCAUCACCCUCCGCCGCCCCGGCGCGUCGCCGUGCCGGUGCUGGUCCGAGACGGGAAGCCGUGUCUGGGCGGUGCGCAGAGCUACGCCGCUGCUGCUCCGUACGGAUCCAACCCGUACAGUUAUAACGGAUACCCGACAUAUACAUACAACAGCCCCGCUUACAACACCAACUACAGCUGCACGUACACCAGCAUCCCUGCCCUUCCUCCAUCCAGCUCCUCCAACGCCUUCAUGAACAUGAACUUGGGAAACGUGAGCGGCCUCGGCGGCUCCCCACAGGCCCAAACACACCAAGGGACAGCGGUCACAUCCUGCCAGGGCUCCCUGCAGGGGAUCCGGGCCUGGUAGCGUCACCAGAACAGAACUAGUGUCUUGGAGCUCUUUCAUUUUGGUCAAGCCACAAACCUUUAGAAGUGUGUGUUGGUCAGAGCGCCUCAGAAAACAGUAUUGCUUAUAUAAUGGAUGCGAAUUUAGACUCUUUGUCAGGUGAAGAGACAUUUCACUCGUAUUUCCGGCUUCUAUUUCUAUUAUAGCCGAAACAAGUGUACGUGAAGGCGUCACACAGUGGCACCUGAACACACACAGCUUGCGUGAAAUUUCAUUUUGUGGUCCAAUAAUUGUUGGUGCUCUAGUUUGGCACUGGUUGGAUUGAAGCACGGAGGGGACAUUACGCACGAGCUUGCGCAUCUCUCCUUAUUUGAAAAAUAUUUUUUUAUGUUUGUUUUUAACAUGAUAUAUUUGUAGUCUAUGGAGAGAUUAAAUUGCUUUUAAGUGUUUUUCUUGGUUCAACAGAGAAUUGUUUUAGUCUAUUUCACAUCUAUUCAAAUAAAUCAGAGAAAUGAGAA
Cottoperca gobio is the source of this 1827-nucleotide messenger RNA. RefSeq names its product homeobox protein Nkx-2.3-like. Gene Ontology annotation, biological process: cell differentiation; regulation of transcription by RNA polymerase II. Gene Ontology annotation, molecular function: DNA-binding transcription factor activity, RNA polymerase II-specific; RNA polymerase II cis-regulatory region sequence-specific DNA binding. The transcript is spliced from 2 exons. Gene Ontology annotation, cellular component: nucleus. The record is from RefSeq and is a predicted model, not a curated record. NCBI's taxonomy places the organism in Eukaryota, Metazoa, Chordata, Actinopteri, Perciformes, Bovichtidae. Bases 251 to 1330 code for a protein of 359 amino acids.